This is a messenger RNA of Naegleria fowleri, 1485 nucleotides long. RefSeq lists its product as uncharacterized. Lineage: Eukaryota; Heterolobosea; Eutetramitea; Acrasida; Naegleriidae. Bases 1 to 1485 code for a protein of 494 amino acids. The record is from RefSeq and is a predicted model, not a curated record. The transcript is spliced from 3 exons.
AUGUCCAAUCAGCCCAUACCUCGGAGAAGUCUUUCUACCAUCUCUGCACCAAAUCCAUCGAAUCCAUCAAGUGGUAGUAGUGGUGGUGGAUUUGGUGCUUUUCUAAAAUCCUUUAUGGGCACUUCGGUCCAUGAAGGUUCUUCCACAACAAGCCUUUUGGAAGGAGAAGAUCUUCGGUCCUUCAAUGUUGCUGCUGAUCAGAAAAGCCCGAGUUCUGCUGGAGCAAGUAUGAGAAAAUCUUCCAUGAUGGGAUCCAAUUCAUCAUCAAGCAAUUUAGUGUCCAGUAAUUUGAUGAGCGGAGGAAGUGGUACUACCAAUUCUUCGGAUGGUCCAGUCCAUAUUCCAUUAGAGAGUUUGGAUGAACAUAUUGAUUAUUUAUUUGAAAAUUUUCCUGAAACGAUGAGAAGAUACUCGGAAGAGCAGUUUAUGAACAUGAUCUCGAGAUUUACUCAAGUACCAAAAGAAAAUCAAUCCGUAACAACCUCCACAACGUCAAAAAAGAAUCAAGAAUCUGUGCCUCUUUCCGAAGAGCAAAAACAAGUGUAUUUCAACAAAUUCAUCAAGUUUAAAUAUGGCAAUUUGGAAAAGUUAAAUAGUGGAGAAUAUUCGAAAAAUGGUUAUAUUUUCAAGAGAAUUGUUUCUCCUUUUUUAAAAAUUCGUAAAAUUUCAAUACGAUGGGGAAUAUAUAUUGAUUUCAUUGGUAUCUACUACUCCAACAAUACGCUAAAAGCUUACGGCAAUCCCACUGGAGGUACAGAUGGAGCCGAUGUUUUACUAUCAGAAAAUGAAUAUAUUGUAAAAAUAUCAGGUCAACAACGAGAGGCAUUAAUUCAAAUCAAAUUUGAAACAAAUACUGGAAAGGUAUUUGGCCCAUUUGGAAGUUACAACAAUACAACAGGAGCUGUGCCUUUCAUGUCCUCUGGACCUUGCCUUAAAGACAUGUUUGUCUCGGAAGGCAGAGUAGGUCCAACCAUUUUUGUCAAGUUUUUGGUUGUGACAGGUGUGGCUCCUGAAUGGAGUGGCUCACCAUCCUUUCAAAAGGGUAUUUCAGAAUGUUGGUCAGAGAUUGCUCAUAUUCAUGAAACUAUUGAAACUCUUGCCAAAAAGUCGUGUAUUAAUAAUCACAGCCUCAAUAACUCCAUCAUAGACGAGAGUAGCAAUGCUCAGACCGACUCGAGCAUACAAUCUCCAACUGAGGACGUCACAGAUCAUACAUCUCUAACCAGUUCAUUCAUGACCACCAACUCUCACACAGUUGCAGUUGCAGACUCAAACAAAACUUGUUCGAUAGGAGAAGUAUAUCAAGAUGACAUUAUGGACCUGAGAAGAUCACUUACAAAAUGUUAUGAACUACUUCAGAAAGUACAUGCCAAUGCAGAGAUUCAAUCUUCAACCUUCAACGAAAAGCUUUACAAAUCGUUCCAUAAUUUAUUUUCCAAUAGUUCUACUUUGGCACCACCAUCUAACGAUUCCAAUCAUCAUUGA